Molecule: messenger RNA, 849 nt
Organism: Toxotes jaculatrix (banded archerfish)
Lineage: Eukaryota; Metazoa; Chordata; Actinopteri; Toxotidae
Gene: pax10
Product: paired box 10
Exons: 7
Coding region: 1-849 (282 amino acids)
Biological process (GO): anatomical structure development; regulation of transcription by RNA polymerase II
Molecular function (GO): RNA polymerase II cis-regulatory region sequence-specific DNA binding; DNA-binding transcription factor activity, RNA polymerase II-specific
Source: RefSeq, a predicted model, not a curated record
AUGUAUGAGAAGUUAACCAUGCUGAACCUGCAGAGCGGCUCAAACUGGAGCGGGCCUAACAACUGGUACCAUGACCCCACGGGAGUUCAGACACAGCACAACACAGUGUCUGAGGGCUGUCUGCUGGACACGGAGGGCAGCAUGGGGGGAGAGGCAGGGGGAGGAGGAGCGGGCAGAGGGGGAGGAGUCCCCGUGGAGCGGGACGAGGGCGAAGAGUCUCAGCUCAGGCUGCAGCUCAAGAGGAAGCUGCAGAGGAACAGGACCAGCUUCACACAGGAGCAGAUCGAGGCUCUGGAGAAAGAGUUUGAAAGGACACAUUACCCAGAUGUCUUUGCGAGGGAGAGAUUGGCAAAUAAGAUCGAUUUGCCAGAGGCCAGGAUACAGGUGUGGUUCUCAAAUCGAAGAGCCAAGUGGAGGAGGGAGGAGAAGCUGCGCAACCAAAGGAGGUCAGGGGGUGUGACUUCCUGUUCGCAGAGCCAAGCUCCUCUGACCACUUCCUUCAACACAUCUGUCUAUCAUCAGCAGCACGGCAGCAGUUCAGGGUCCAUGUUGAGUCAGGCUGAGUCGUCCCUGCCCAGCUACAGCUCCUUGUCAGUUUUCUCAUCUGGAGUCCAGUCUAUUCCUCCCCAGUCGGCCUCCUCAUACUCCUGCAUGUUACCUCCAUCCCCGUCUGCCCCGCGAAGCUUUGACUCAUCGGCGUACUCCUCCCCUCAUCUGCAGACUCCUCCCUCGGCCAACACCAACACCGGGCUCAUUUCGCCUGGCGUUUCAGUGCCGGUCCAGGUCCCAGGAGCUGAGCAGCAGAGCAUGAGUCAGAACUUGGGUCAGUACUGGGCCAGAUUACAGUGA